AUGUUAGCCACUGACGAGCUGCUAUGUGAUGAAUUAAGCGUUAAUGGAAGAUGCUACUAUUACGAGGACUCGCGGACCCUCACGUGGUUUACUGCUAGGGAAAAGUGUCAAGAAGUUGGAUUCGAUCUUGUGAGCAUUAACAGCCAAGGCGAAGAAGAUAAUCUUCUAAAUGAAUUUCAAUACAACCAAACAUGGCUGCUUGGGCGGGCCGUGUACAAUGGCAGUGAUUGGCAGAUUAAUGGAAAUCAUUUGUAUAAAGAUACUGAUGUGGAUUUUGAUGGCUACGACGUGCCUAUGUUAUGCCUUCGAGCGAAACAAGAUUCUUUGAAAUACCAAGUCUGCAGUCAGUAUUACUCUACUGAUCUUCUUUGUGAAAGACCUAUCAUUUUUACUGAUGAUAAUUGUUACGACAGCCGCGAUUGCCCAUCUGGCUACAUUUGCUUCGGAUGGCACUGUGAACAACAUGAAAAUGUUACGGAAAUAACAUGCUCAUUUAAUCUCGCAACCUCUGACCUGCUGACCACGUCAGUAAUGGAAUCAACUGGAUACUUUACCACUGUUCCACAAAUGAUAACUUCUAACUCAACAAUGUUUACAAAUUGGACCAACGCUACAACGCUGCAUUAUACUCAGGCACCAACAAUUGCUGCCACGAUUACGAGUAGGCGUAUGGACGAUGAUAAAAAAGCACUGCAGUCUGACUGCUAUAUCAAUGGAAAUCCGGAAAAUCUAUUUUCUGAUAUAGAUAGGAGAGUUGUCGACGACGGCAUCAGCAAUAGAGCGGUUCACGUUGGCAGUGAUGGUAAUUUUUCAACAGUUACCUAUUAUAAUAUGCCAUGUGCGUUUCUGCCACGAAAAUGUGUAAAUGGAUUGACAGUCUCAUUGUGGAUAAAACCGACAUUUACAGAGCUACAUGAUGAUAGUAUUUCUUACAUUACGUCAUCAGGUGCUCCGAGCCGAACAGGUUUUGCUAUCUAUCGACAAAACAAAGAUAUUCAUAUGACUGUGAAUACAGAAGAGCAAAUGUGGGAAACAGUGAUCAGUCAUACUACCCCAGGCUUGAUGUCUGAUGUGUGGAGUAGCAUCGCGUUCACAUGGGCUCCGAAUACAUUGGCAGAUGUAACUUCCGUCGAACCAGUAACGCUGCCUUUAAAUACAACAGAACCACCAACCACACCAAUAGGUACUACGCAACAAGCAACUCAACCACCAUCUGGAGGUAUUGUGUUAUCCGCCUUCUUAGACGGAGAGUUAAUUAACCAAUCAUCUAUAAGUAAGUCCAUCUCGGUUCGAGAGAGCGUGCGUAUGCUGGUGAUUGGAGGAUACUACGAUGCAGACAGUCAAGAAUUUAAUUACUCUAUGUCGGGAUUGUUUGACGAGUUUGCCAUUGCAGAUGAAAAUGAUCGAACUGGUGAUGACCUUCUGCGUGAAGUCGCCCUGGAUGCCUGUAAAACUAUGAAUGAUUGCGACAAUGGAACUUGCUUCACGUCCUAUGGAAAAAGGGAGUGCCGUUGCAAACCAGGCUUCGAGGGAGAUACAUGCGAUUUAGAUAUCAAAGAAUGUGAUAGUUCCCCGUGUCUUAAUGGUACCUGUGUGGAAGAGGUGAACCAGUUUACCUGCGACUGCAUCGAAAAUUGGGCUGGAGUGCUCUGUGACAAGAAUUUAUGUCCGCCUGUAAACUAUGAAGAUGUCAAAGACUUAACAUUUUACAAUACUGUUUGUAACAAAAAUAAUACUGAGUUUAUCAACCCUGUGUAUGCUGCCGCCCAACAUUACCCCCGGUUAAGUGAACUCUUCCUGUACGAUUCAGAAGAAGUUGUAGAAUCGACAGAGCUGAGCAGAGGUGGUACAUGCACGUCACAUCCUGUUCUGAAAUCUCCAGAAGCAUUUUUUAAGCCGCCUGACAUCACAGAAGCAUGCAUAGAUUCACCAUUCUCAUGCGAUAAUGGAUUUGCUGUCUCCUUGUGGGUAAGAAUUGAUAGAAGCAAUUUGACAAACACCAGCGAACCCAUAUUUGGAACGGUGCUUUAUAGUAAGAAAGGUCAAGAAGGACUCGUCAUCAGAUUCAAUAAAAAUAAAAAACUCGUUGUCAAAGUGUUUGGUGAUGGCAGUACGAGUAACAGAAAAACCGUUACGGACCAAUUCAAAUUUGUUGAAGGAAUUUGGUUUAAUAUUGGUGUUUCUUGGCGAAAGGAUACUGAGACUUCUAUCUACAUUAAUGGGAAUUUACAGACGACAAACGUAUCUUACUUAACCUCGAAUAAUAAUAACGAUGGAGAAAGUGAGUUGACCAUUGGCAGCAGCACACUGACGUCAAUCUUUUUGAUGACUGUUUCUGACAUUGUGGUUUGGAAUCGAUAUUUAUUUGAAUUUGAAUCGUAUAGAUUUGUUGGUGUAACUGCCUCUGAAUGGUUAUAUUUAUCGACAAGCAAAUACUAUAUCCCCACGGAUAAAUUUAUCUGGCGUGACCACGCAGCCAUCUUUAACAUGACGAGUGGUACCAGUAAACUUCUCACGAUGCACGUCUCGUCCAUAGUUGACCUAUUACCUACCAGUGGAAGGGAUGUAAAAGGUUCAGCAUUAGAACUAAUGGGCAGCACAGAAUUGGAAACUAUAUUCUCUGGUACGUUUAAUGUUUUUCCCCUUUUUUCUCUUAUGUGGUCAAGCGGAAUUAAAAUGAGCUUUGAAGAUGAUAUGCUAGUUUGUACAGUUUCUGGAAAUGAUAUAAUAGAAGCACGGACGGAUACCAGUGGGUUAAAUUCAGGAGAGUGGGCGAACUUUGCAAUGACGUGGAGUGAGUUGAAAAGUCUUGAUGUUUACAUAAAUGGGAUCUUAGCAGAUUCUUCUAAAGAGAUCAUAAAUAAUACUUUACCUCCGUAUGACGCAAUCGGCAGCCAAACUGGUGUCCUAAAUAUAUUUAAUCUUGCCUUCUGGGAACGAUUCACAUAUUCAAGAAAUUCGGCUAAGUUUCUCGGAGUAACAAAAUCACAGUUCACGUGUGUCACCGAAGCUACUUACUGUUGGCUGUUUGAAUCCGCAUUGAGUCUUGUACAUCCAUACACUGUUAGUACAAACGGUACCCGCUACGUUAUGGAUAGAACAGAAGAAGGGAGAGCAAUUGCAACAGAUGGCGUUACGGGCUGGGUGUCUCUCGGAAAUUUCGACACGUGUCCGGGGGACCCCAGCCAAUGUAAUUCCGGAUUUGCUUUAUCAUUAUGGCUUAAAUUUGUCGACACCAACAAAAUCGGUCAUGUACUGAGUGUUGGCGGAAAGAACACAACCAAGGGUGUAUGGAUUCAGCAAUGUCCGGGCUCAUAUUUCGCUGAAGUGGCAAACGGCACUCAUGUGUGGACGGUGAAUAUCCCAGCUGAAAACACAACUUAUAAUGAAUGGUUCCGUUUCGGUUUAACUUGGGCUGCUGAAAAUGGGUUGUCGAUUUCAAUUAAUGGCAAGGCAAUUUCCGCACAGGAAACAUUUUCAGCCUUUGGCCGAUCUAAAGAAUUCAAUGGCGAGAUGGUUCUUGGCAAAGUAAGCGGAUUGAAUGAAAGUUACGUUAAAGCAGAAUACGAUGAUAUUGAGCUGUACCUAUCACAUGACGUCAAAGAUCUGCCGGAUGUAGAGAGUCUCAGUGGAACUGACGAAAAUGUUAAAUAUGAUACUGCGGAUGAAUAUUACGUCAUUGAAACGGAAGAGGCUUCGAACGAGACUCAGCUCGACUAUGUGUUGCACUAUACAACAGAUCAAGAACAUAAUCAAUAUAGCUACAUUGACAUGGGUGAUUAUGAUAACCUCUGUUUAAGCACCCUUGAACAGUGUUCCUCAGCUGGAGUUACGAUGUCUGUGUGGUUUUUACCUGCUACUGACAAAUUUACAAAUUCAGAAACAAACAGCGAGGGGCGUGGCUACAUUAUCAGUUCCGGGGCUCAGAACAAUACAUCGACUGGAUUUGCCGUAUGGUACAACGGAACGGCCAUAACAGCAAUAGCUAAGAAAAAGAACUUCCAAUGGGAAGCAGCAACAUCAUUCCCAUUCGUUGAGAAGACGUGGAGUAAUGUAGGAUUCUCAUGGAGCGAGCAAUAUGGAAUAGCUCUGUUCAUUGACGGACAGUUAAUGAGUAAAUAUAUUUGUCUUAUUUCGUACAACAUUGAAUGCCACAAUAAUCUCGACUACCUAACAAUUGUUAGCCAGACUCUAGAGGAACAAAACGAACCAGAGUGGAUCGCCUUGCAAAAGCUCCAACCAGGCUCAUCGAGUCUCAUUCAAGAUUUAGACCAUUACACAAUGAAAAUGUCUACACAUAUUAGGGGUGACGAAGGACAUAACUACAUGCUUCUUACUUCACCGGAAAUUGUGGUGGAAAUUCGAUCAUUUCCGAUAGAAUCGUUUGAAACCGACGGUUAUGUUUAUCCUUUCUUCAACGAAGAUUCAUCAAAUUCAUCAACUGACACAAACUCAAGCGAAUUUUGGCAGACAAACACUAACAGUUUCAAACUACCUAGAAAUUUCUUCACAUUUACAAGACAAGGACAAGUCGCAUCGAUUGUGUUCACUUUAUACCAGUCUUUGGAAAAUGUGUUUCCUAACGUGACCAGUGACGAGUUUUACAAAACAGAGGAGCAAAAAUCUGUACUGAAUAGUAAAAUCAUGUCGAUUACUGUCAAUCCACCACUGAGAAUGAACUUAUACCAUCCUUUCACGCUAGUAAUGGAGCAUCUUAGGUCCCCACAGGAAAUCAACAACCAAACGACAUUCGUACCUGUGUGUGCUUUUUGGAAUUACGACUUGAGGAUACCUGGAGUUAAUAACAGUGACGGGGCAUGGGACAAGGAUGGGUGUGACGUCAAAGAGAGCAACGAAAAUUAUACAACGUGUGACUGCUAUCACCUCACCUCGUUCGCAAUAUUCAUGGAGCCGAAGCGCACGAUUUCCAAUGAUGAUGAAGUCAGAAUUACAUGGAUACUCAGGAUAUGUUCGGCAGUUUCAAUCAUCCCAUUGACCGUGUUGAUUGCCUAUUAUUUAUGCACAAGUCGCCUGAAGACCGUUUUUUACAACAUCAACUUGAAUCUUUGCCUGGCUGUUGUUUUCAACAGCAUAGGCUUGAUCGUUUCUGGAAUACUGCACGAUAACAAGACAGCAUGUGGGUAUGUUGGAGUCUACUUACAUACAACAUUCCUGUCAGUAAUCAACUGGUUACUUGUUGGAGCUAUUCAUAUAUACUUUGCGUUUCAAGAUAGUGACGGAAAUGAAAAAAAUGGCAGUAGACAAGUCAACUGCUUUUCAGAAAAAUUCAGUCUGUAUUUGGUUUCUGGCUGGGGGAUUCCUAUGAUGAUCAGUGCCACCACAUUCGCUGUGACCAGAGACACUGGAUAUGCAAAGCAAGCCAGAGGACUUUGUUGGCUGAGCAACCAAGAUUCGAUUCCAUUAGCCUUUACUAUCCCUUUGGGAGUUGCUUCAUUGAUUAUAUUGCUAGUGGUUUUUGCUGUUACCCGAAACAUGACCGACGACUUGCGGCGAAUCGACUUUAGUACUAGUUACAGAUCUGGUACAAAAGGAGCCUUUUUUCUAACCAUUUAUUGUUGUGUGACGUGGGCGUUUGGGAAUAUCGGUCUCUAUGGUGACGACAAAAUAUGGGCAGACUACAUUUUUUCCGUAUUGAUCAGCUUCCUGGGCGUUGCAAUUUUUUGCAUCCAAGGAUUUCUUAACAAGGAGGUGAAUGCAAUUUUGUGUUGGCUGGAUCCCGACAUAGAACUGACGGAAAUACAAAAGAUAGAUAUUAAACCCGACCCUGCUGAACGGGUCCAGCCGAAGUACGUAUAUCAUCCUUAAUGGACAUCGCCCUCCUGGAAGCUUUCUCUGUUAGAUUUGUAGGCCUAUAGAUUGGCCUACACCAAAGGCAUGUAGAAUGAGCCGUCAUUGUUAUAGAUAAAACAGUAGUAUUAUAAAUCAACGUGAUCUAUUUCACUAAUGAUUGAUCAUAGUAAAAUAAAUAUAUUCAAAAGCAUUUUACUCAGUAUAAAUCAAUAUUGUUAAUGUUUUUAAAAUCUAUAUAUUUUAAUCGAUAUUACAAAAUAUUUGCAUUAGGUAACCAUAUUAAACAUAAAUGUUUCUUGUUCAUACAAUACAAUGUUAUGAUAUUCAAUUUAGAAAUACACACAAAAACGAACAAUGUUGGGCAAAUGAUGUCAAACAGAUCUUAUGUACAAUUGGAUAUGGUGGUAUAGUGUAUAUUAAAUACGAUUAAUAAAUAUUGAACGUCAAAUAUUGGAAGGUUACAUCAUACACAAAUAAUCCGUAUAAAUUUUGUUAAUGUAUACCAAAAAUAUCGGUCUUAUAUAUAAGUUAGGAAACUACUUUUAAACGUAUUUAGAUGCAUUCCAACUUAUAAUUUAACUUUACUAAGAAGAUAAACUUUAUAUUGGAAUAAAUUGGAUAUUUGUGUAUUAUUAUACAGUGUACAGUGUAUUAUUUGGGCCAGAGAUCUAUAUGAUCAGUACAAUUUCCUUUGAUUUGUUCCCUUGGACUUGUUCCAAGGAAGAAGUAUAACUAGUGAUCAUGCCCUUGUAUACUAUUCCAUAAAAUAACGUUCAGCAUUUAUUGUUAUUUGUUACGUAAUAAUUUGUUAUUAGUUAGCUUUGAUAUACUAAACAAUUGUCGUGUAAAUCCUUCGUAAGUUUGCCUAUCAUAUUCCUGUAUUUUUCCGUCUUCGUAAGAGUAAAGAGUAUAAAUAUUAUAGGAAAAAUUUCUCGCCGAUUAAAUAAACGAACGGUAGUGGAUAAAGACAAUUUGAUUUCUUGCAUCCAUUCGUAGAAGCCUUAUGAAGAUAAGCUUAACUGAGAGUCUCUACAGAUGGGUAUCUCCGACUUUGAAUUUAACAAAGAUUGAAAUAUGUUAACUAUAGACACAAUGUAUACAUAAAGACCAACCUGAAAACGUAAAAUUUAAUUUAAUAAUACUCUUUGGUACGUCUGAAAUAUAGAGUUAUAGUCUUACUCAAAAAAAGGUUGUAGUUUUUAAUAUAUUUUGUAAAACAAAAUCAACUAAAACUAAUUUUUCCGUAUGAUCUACAAUAAUUUACAUAUAUUAUUCAUAUAUAAAUAAACUGUUUGCUGUUUGUAUUCAUGAUUUAUACAAUGCUAUGCAUACAUAUAAUUUAAUUCAAAAAACAUUUAGAGACUUCUGUAGUCGUUUAAAAUGCUUGCUCAAAAUCAAGGCGUGUCAUAUUAUAGAUAUUUUCAGUGGCUGAAGAACUACGAAUAAGCAAAAGUCCUCUUUGAAAUACUGUAAUUGUAUUAAAUGUU
Messenger RNA from Anneissia japonica, 7298 nucleotides. RefSeq lists its product as uncharacterized. NCBI's taxonomy places the organism in Eukaryota, Metazoa, Echinodermata, Crinoidea, Comatulida, Comatulidae. Gene Ontology annotation, molecular function: G protein-coupled receptor activity; calcium ion binding. The transcript is spliced from 38 exons. The coding region runs from base 1 to 5826 and encodes 1941 amino acids. Gene Ontology annotation, biological process: cell surface receptor signaling pathway; adenylate cyclase-activating G protein-coupled receptor signaling pathway. Gene Ontology annotation, cellular component: membrane. The record is from RefSeq and is a predicted model, not a curated record.